AAUAAAAGAUGGAGAUGAAGAAGGUUAGAUUUGCCUUCUAAAAUAAAUAAGUAAAAAAGAAAGGAAGGAUAGAUUUGCAGAGUUUGAAAAACAAUUCCAUAAACAACACAAAAGGCUACGAAUCUGAUAAACUAAAUAAUAAAAGAAAAAAAAGCACGACAGAGAUAAGAGGCAGGGAAAACAUAGAAAAAAGGUUGGAGGAAAAAAAAAGCAAGAGGCUUCUUUACUCUCCAAGUUUGAAGCUUGACUCUUUCUACUUUUGAUCAAGAGCCUAAAGAUCGUUUUUCUUUGUUGGUAUAUUUAACUGUUUAUCUAGCGGUUUUUGGCAUUUCAGUUUGUGAUUUUUGACAAACCAGUGAUGAACUGUCAUUCAACUUCAACAAGAUGAAUGUAUUCUCCACUGUGGAUGGCUUUGUGGUGGAGAUAACUGAAUCCCUGGCAGAGAUGAUCAAGCAAGUGGCAAAUGAACCCUCGGUGGGUCUUUUCUAUGUUCAGAAGCACAUCCAAAAUGCAGUUCCAAAUGUAGUUAAUCUCAAUAAUAAUGUUGUAAAAAAGACUCGUGAAGCAACUUUGCACACAGAGGACUUGGAAGAUUCUAUCACCAUGGUGAGAUCAAUGAAGGAGUGUGGCUUUCCUGUUGCUGAUGACAUGAUUAAGGACAUUAAGAAUUCUCUAAUGUUAAUGUCAGCAAAACAACCAAAGAGAGGAUCGAUCCACAGUCCUGCUUCAAGCUUUCAGAUGAGAAGAACUGGCUCUCGGGGACCAAUGUCUUGGGGUCAUGGUUCUGGAAAUGUCCACCAGGAUGGAAGUUAUUAUUUUUCAACUGUAAUCAAGUCAGUGAAACAAAAGGCAAGCAAUUUUAAGAGGCCACAACUUGAGUCCGGGGAACAGAUACAAACCGAGCCCUGGAUUCCGCAUCCACAUCCGGCUUCACCAUUAUCAGUUGCAUCUGCCAGCACUGGUUCAAUUCCUGAUACGGAAGCUGAUGAGUUACCAUUAUUCAGUCAAAUGGUAGAUGAACUCCAUGAAGAAGAAGAAAAGGUAGAAUCUGAAGAUGAUGUCAAACUGUCAAGUCACAAAUUAUCGUUCGUGUCCGAAAACUAUGAUGAUUUCAAGGCUGAUAAAGAAGCUAAAUUAGAACAAUGGUUGGAAGGAACUGAGGGCAAGGGAGAAAGUGAUACAGGUGGGCUUUAACUUGAUAGUAUUUGAAUUGAAAAAGAAGCUUGAAUAUUGUAAAUACUGUUGUUUGUUAUAAAAAUAUCUCCAGGUAAUGAUUGCACGCAUAUGACCGAUGGUGCCAUUUUUUCUUUAAUAUCAAAAGUAUAUUGCGAUUUUCACUCUUAUUGUUCUUGCUAGUUCUCUGAACCCUUUUUGUGGGUUACUAUUUUCAUGAAU
Durio zibethinus is the source of this 1395-nucleotide messenger RNA. RefSeq lists its product as uncharacterized. The record is from RefSeq and is a predicted model, not a curated record. Lineage: Eukaryota; Viridiplantae; Streptophyta; Magnoliopsida; Malvales; Malvaceae.